Molecule: messenger RNA, 1119 nt
Organism: Bombyx mandarina (wild silkworm)
Lineage: Eukaryota; Metazoa; Arthropoda; Insecta; Lepidoptera; Bombycidae
Biological process (GO): regulation of transcription by RNA polymerase II
Cellular component (GO): nucleus
Molecular function (GO): DNA-binding transcription factor activity, RNA polymerase II-specific
Source: RefSeq, a predicted model, not a curated record
AUGGCGACCAGCGGCCGGAAGAUGCGAAAUACUUUUUGUCGAUUAUUCUGUGUUUUCAGAUCAUUUUAUAAAGUUUUAAUAAAAAAAACACAUUUAAAAAUGCCCCAAACUCAGAAACAAUAUGUUUGUGAAAUAUGUAAAAAAUGUUUUUCACAUAUUGGUUAUUUAAAGAAACAUCUACAAAGGCACACCGCAGACAAACCAUACGUAUGUGAAGUGUGCGAAAAAAGUUUCGCUCUAUUCGAUUAUUUAAAAUCACAUAUGAUAACACAUAAAGCAGAAAAACCAUACGUUUGUGAAGUGUGCCAAAAAGGUUUUGCACGAUUCGACAAUUUAAAAGCACACAUGAUAAUACAUAUGGCAGAGAAGCCUUUUGUCUGUGAAGUCUGUAAAAAAAGUUUUGCACAUAUCGGUUAUUUAAGAAAGCAUCUACGGAGACAUACUGCAGAAAAACGUUAUGUUUGCGACGAGUGCGAUAGAGAAUUUUCACAAUAUGAUUAUUUAAAAACACAUAUGGCCACGCACACAUCAAAAAAGCCGCAUAUUUGUGAAGUUUGUGACAAAGGCUUUGCACGACUGGAUCAUUUAAGAAUACACGUGAGGAUACACACAAGAGAGAAACCAUUCAUUUGUGAAGUAUGUAAUAAAGGUUUUACACAUAUUAGCCAUUUAAAAUCACAUAUGAGAGUACACACCGGAGAAAAGCCUUAUGUUUGUGAAGUUUGUAAAAAAGCUUUUGCAAGAAUUGGCGAUUUAAAAAGACAUACGAGAACACAUACCUGAGAAAAAACCGUGUACGGGCAUUGUGUAAUAAAUGUUUUAAAAAAAAUUUAUAAUUUAAAAAUAUAUGUGCGAAUGCAUACUACAAAAAAAUCUUAGUUUAUGAAGCGUGUAAAAAAGAUUUCGGGUUAAUUUGUUGUUUAAAAUUGCAUCUACAAAUACAUAACCCAGUGAAACGUUAUAUUUGUGAAGUUCGUGAAAACUAAUUCCAUUCAUUGGUAGUGUAAGAACAUGUUUCUGAAGAUUGUAGAAAAUGAUUUUGUUCAAGUUUAUCAUUUAAAAUACUUCUGAGAGUAUAUACAUAUCGCACAUAAGGUAUUAUAAAGUCUUAAUACAGAA